AUGCCUGUUCUCUUUUCAUUGCUUCUGGCUUGGCUUUUUAUGGUUCCCAUAACUAGCCUUUCCGUUUCCCAACCCGAGCAUUCUGACAUCGCCGUUUCUCCUGUCAACACUCUAAAUGUGUUCCAUUCUUCCCCUCCCUCUGACACCCUUAGCCCUGACAAUUUUCGCUGGGUAGAACGCUGGGCUGCGAUUGGGGACAGCUUCACAGCAGGAAUCGGUUCUGGUCAACUAUACUCGAAGUCGGAUGGCGAUACUCGGUGCUCUCGCUACGACCGUUCGUAUCCUGCCCUUAUAGAGCGUCGUCUAGGCCCUUCUGUCAAAGUUUUCGAGUAUCUUGCCUGCUCUGGAGCUCGUACUGGCGGUAUCUUCCAGCAAGCCCUUUCUUUGCGCCAGGACCUGGACCUCGUUGUCUUGUCGGCUGGUGGGAAUGAUCUCUGCCUUUCGAGUAUCCUCACCACUUGCAUCUUCCUUCCUUUUCAGGGCGAAAAGGCUUGCCAGGACAUCCUCGAUAAGGCCCAAGAAAACAUCGACACAAUUCUGAAACAGAAUCUUCGACAGGUCCUUAGCGCCCUGAACAGCAAGGUGAAGAAGAACGGCAUUAUCGUCUUUGCCCUCUAUGCGCAAUACUUCAAUACCCAGAACAACGAAUGCGCAGACAAACAAGAUUGGUCGUUUCCCCAGGGCCUUCCUUUUUCAGGUCUCAAGCUCACUAUUGAACGACGUCAAAAGUUCAAUAAUCUCGUAGCAAACAUCAAUAAGGCCAUCAAGGAAGUGAUUCACGAGUAUCAACACGACCCUUGGAUCAAGUAUCGCAUCACUUACGCAGACUGGGAAGUAUGGGCGCGCGAAGCCGUCAAAGGCCAGUUCUGCGUCCCCGGAACGACGCGCGCAUAUCCAGAUGAUUGGCAGCCGGACUUGCAUUUUUUCCGCCCUAGCCUUCGGUCUCGCGGGUCUGAUCAUGAUGAGCUCAAGAAGAAAGGUCUCAUAUACCACAAGAAAGUCAACGAAACAGAGAUUCAAGAGGAUGAACUUGCCAUCUACAACACAUUUUUGUACAAGUCUGCGAACCCUGCCGCCGAUGCCUUGAAAGCUCUAGAGCCACGCACCCCUACUCCUCCAGGCUGUCCCGGAGAUGACAAAGCUAGCUUUGGGAUCGGACUUCCAGAUAGAUGGGGGAAGCUGUUUCAUCCGAACGAACUCGGCCAUCGAACAAUGGCGUCAUUCGUGAUGGAGGCGAUAAUUGCUGUGCGGUCCGGUAUACUGGGCAUCGAACACCCGAUCUGCAAACAAAUUGAUCAGUUCAACUGCAAUUCGCCAUGGGUCACGGAUCAUCGGUAUCUGAGCACUGACGUUUUGACUGAAACUGUCAAGACUUAUUGCAAGGAAGUGGUCCCCCGAGAAGGUCAGAAAUGGGCCGACGAACGUCUCUUUUACAAGGGCACACCUGAAGCUCACACUUACCGGAUUGAAGCGCGGGCUGGAGUGAGCGAGUACUCCGAACAGCAGUGCCUACUAGCUUUUAACCGCAUAAUACAUGGCUGCAACCGUAUAACCAAGAACCCGAUGAACUUCAAGCUUGGCGGUAGCUAUUACUUCGGAUCAUUCAGAUACAUACUCAGGCCAGUUGGGAAACAGCGACCUUGGCCUGUAAUCGAAAAGCCGUACGGCAAGUGCGAGGGCAACGACGAAGGCAGCAUGUCAACAUACACUUUGUAUGGCGCUGGCUGGGCAUCUUCGGACCGUGGACGAAAGUUCUACAAGGCCAUGAGUGACUGCAUUGGCUGGACUGUGAAUAGCUACAGCUUCAAAUACUUUGACCGACCAGACAAGGAUGGGUAUGAGUGGAAGAUGAUUGUGCAUUGGCCAGACCAUGUGAAAAAAUGCUUCCGUAAUGACAAAGUUCAGAAGGAAGCCGGAGGGACUACCGGUGGAUGUCUCGGAACAGAUUGA
Messenger RNA from Aspergillus mulundensis, 1950 nucleotides. RefSeq lists its product as uncharacterized. Gene Ontology annotation, molecular function: triacylglycerol lipase activity. Bases 1 to 1950 code for a protein of 649 amino acids. NCBI's taxonomy places the organism in Eukaryota, Fungi, Ascomycota, Eurotiomycetes, Eurotiales, Aspergillaceae. The record is from RefSeq and is a predicted model, not a curated record. Gene Ontology annotation, biological process: triglyceride catabolic process. The transcript has 2 exons.